This is a messenger RNA of Eucalyptus grandis, 2824 nucleotides long. Its product is annotated as G-type lectin S-receptor-like serine/threonine-protein kinase LECRK1. The coding region runs from base 75 to 2456 and encodes 793 amino acids. The record is from RefSeq and is a predicted model, not a curated record. The transcript has a single exon. Gene Ontology annotation, molecular function: ATP binding; protein serine/threonine kinase activity. Gene Ontology annotation, biological process: recognition of pollen; protein phosphorylation. Lineage: Eukaryota; Viridiplantae; Streptophyta; Magnoliopsida; Myrtales; Myrtaceae.
GUGAGCAUUCAACAUUCAAAAGCAACUCCUAGUUAGCCAAAGAAACUGAACUCCACCUCUCACAGAUUUCUCUCAUGGCUUCCAAAUAUACUUUAUUUCUCCUACUGUUACUGCACUUUCGAUCUGCAACAUGCGACCAAGAACAGACCAACAUCAUCAAAUUAGGCUUUUCACUCUCCCCCACAAAUCACCCCACCUCAUGGCUUUCGCCUUCCGGCCGCUUUGCUUUCGGUUUCUACCAGAACGGGAAUGGAUUCUCAGUAGGAAUUUGGAUGAUGGGUGAGAUAGAAAACACAACCACAUGGACCGCAAACCGAGAUGAUCCACCAGUGCCAUCCACAGCCAAACUCGAAUUAACAAUGGAUGGUAAGCUCCUCCUGAGGACUGACUCUAAGAACAGUAAGCCAAUUGCUUCUGUACGUGAAUCAGCUUCCUACGCUGCCAUGAAUGAUUCCGGGAACUUUAUACUCUACAAUAGAGAUCACCGUGUCAUUUGGGAUAGUUUUAGUUUCCCUACUGAUACAUUAAUGGGAGGCCAAUCUCUGUCUCGCGGGGCUGCGUUGUUUUCAAGCGUGUCUAAGAGUAAUCGCUCAACAGGACGAUUUCGCCUUGAAAUGCAGUACGAUGGCAAUCUUGUGCUUUACCCCAUUCACACUCCAAACAUAUCAGUGGACGCUUACUGGGCUACUGAUACUUCCGAUAGGUGGAGCGAGAAGAAUCUGGAUUUGCAUCUAAAUUUGACAGGCGCAUUGCUUCUCAUCAACAUUACAGAUUCAACGGUGGAUGUCACAUUGAAUGAUGGCUCCUUGGCAUUCAACAAUUCAAUUAUGUACCGUGCAGUGUUGGACUGGAAUGGAAUGCUUCAACUAUACUCUCAUAGUUUCAACGGCUUUUAUGAGAACAAAACCACGCCCUUGUGGUCAAAACCGGAUGAUAAAUGCAGCGUGAAGAGCUUUUGUGGGUUCAACAGCUAUUGUACUUUGGAUGAUGAUCAACCCGUUUGUCGUUGCCUACCUGGCACUGAUUUCAUUGAUAUGGACGAGAAAUCUCACGGGUGCGAGAGGAAUUUCACUGAAGAGUGGUGUAAAGAUGCUGGAAGAAGCACCUCCUCUCCGAACAUCGUGCCUAUGGAGAACAUGGAUUGGGAUGACCCUCCAUAUUUCCAGGCAGAAAUGCAAGAGGAUGAUUGCAACAAGUCCUGCUUGGAGGAUUGUGACUGCGACGUAGCACUCCUGGAUUCAGAAGGACACUGCAUGAAGCAAAAGCUUCCUCUGAAGUAUGCUAGGAGAGAUCCACAAGCAUCAUCAAAAGCAUUCUUCAAGGUGGGGCUUGAGGGUGUAAAGAAAAAACAAACAGGUGAUAACACUUCGCAGGAGCCGCCCACGGUCAUAAUAAGGACCAAGGAUGCAACGGUUCUCCUCCUCGUAGUGACCCUAGGCCUUGUGAUGUGGUCAUUCAUAGCCCUCGCAAUUUCUGGUCUUUUUGCAUUCAAGUUGCGGUUUCUUGAGUACAGAAGGUUAUUAGACAGGGGAGAUAUCGGUUUGUCAGAGGAGCUCGCCCUGAGGUCAUUUUCCUACAAAGAACUCAAGAGGGCAACUAAUGGUUUCAAGGAAGAGUUGGGAAAGGGAUCGUUCGGAGCAGUGUACAAGGGAAGUUUGUCGAGAGGCAAAAGAAUCAUCGCUGUCAAGAGACUGGAGAAGGUGAUCAAUGAAGGCGAGAGGGAGUUCUGUGCUGAAAUGCGGGUGAUUGGAAGGACUCAUCACAAGAAUUUAGUCCGGUUGCUUGGUUACUGUGCUGAAGGAACCAAGAGGCUUCUCGUCUACGAGUUUAUGAGCAACGGCUCCCUCGCAGACCUUCUGUUCCGAUCCCAAAGGCGUCCAGAUUGGAAUGAGAGAGUGAGAAUUGCCUUGGAGAUCGCGAAGGGAAUUCUUUACUUACAUGAGGAGUGUGACGCCCCGAUCAUCCACUGUGACAUUAAGCCCCAAAACAUCCUGAUGGACGACUUUUGGACAGCGAAAAUCUCCGAUUUCGGGCUAGCAAAGCUCCUGAUGCCCGACCAAACCCGGACUUUCACGGGUGUCCGAGGGACAAGAGGAUACAUGGCUCCCGAAUGGCAAAAGAACACUCCAAUUUCAGUGAAGACGGAUGUCUACAGUUACGGGAUCAUGCUCCUGGAGAUCGUGUGCUGUCGGCGGAGCAUGGAGGUCAACGUUCAGAGGCCCGAGGAGAUUGUUCUUUCUUCUUGGAUCUACAAGCAUUUCGAAGCGAGAGAGCUUGAGAAGCUGGUUUGGGGCGAAGAAAUAGAGAAGAAGUCCCUGGAGAACCUGAUCAAGGUCGGGUUGUGGUGCAUUCAGGACGAGCCGGCGCUUCGUCCUUCGAUGAAAUGUGUGGUGAUGAUGUUGGAAGGGAUAACUGAUAUAGCGGUUCCUCCAUGUCCCACUGCUGCUUCCUCGUAACUGAGCACCCCAAGUAGAACCUUUCUCUACUCAAGAGUCUCAUCUAACAACACUCCAGGAGAUCAUAGUUUCAUUCUCGGUACUUGAGACAUGCCGUACCUUUUAAAGUUGAUAUUUUCUGGAUUAAAUAAGGAUUAUGUGUGUUCUAUGCUACAUUAUCAGCUCAGGAAGAAGAGGACAUCUGCAAGACUGCAACAAUGGGUAUUAUGUAGGUUCUCUCUCAUUCUAGACCAAUGAUCAGAAUCAUCCAAUUGAUUCUCUGUUAUCUAUGCCUUUCUAUCCUUUUUUACCCUUCAGCUGGUUUGCUCCUGAUGGUGUAAGAGUCAGACUUUUGUGAAUGAACAAAGCUAUAGCUUUUAUAGACGCAA